Messenger RNA from Candoia aspera, 2006 nucleotides. RefSeq names its product cortexin domain containing 1 (gene CTXND1). Bases 224 to 403 code for a protein of 59 amino acids. NCBI's taxonomy places the organism in Eukaryota, Metazoa, Chordata, Lepidosauria, Squamata, Candoiidae. The record is from RefSeq and is a predicted model, not a curated record. The transcript is spliced from 2 exons.
UGCAGGAAUAUAUGAGACAGAUUUAACAUGAAAUAAAUCAAAACAAAAGCAACAUCCAGCCUAAGAGGGUGCCUUUAUGAUGCUAUGCCUAUUCCUAGGUAUCGGUUUCCCUGAAUCUUGGUGAAGCUGCCAUAUUCCAGGAACUGAGCAACAAAGCCAAAAUCCAGGGUAGAAAAAUCAUGGUAGCAGCAGGAAUUAACCCUGAUGUGGAGAGACAUAAGCAAUGGAAGGACCAACACCCGAACCAGCCUUUGUCGAUGUGGACAAAGGACUAACCUUAGCAUGCUUUGUCUUCCUCUGUCUUUUUCUCAUUGUCAUGAUUAUCCGCUGUGCCAAAGUGAUCAUGGACCCUUACAGCGCCAUCCCGACAUCCACAUGGGAGGAACAGCACCUGGAUGAUUGACCAACACAAGGGCUUGGGGAAAAUGUGGGCCCUGAGCACUCUGCAACUUGGACCAACCAAGUACUUGGUGCAGGAAAGCAGAGUCUAGGUGGCCACCCUACCAGGAUGAAAGCACUUAACCUGGCUCAUCUUCACCAAGAUGCUUAUGGCAAUGGAGAAGUUUUUGAGAGCACAUUGAUUGUAGCUCCCUGCAGAUCUAUGUGAAUUCUUCACCUUGCCCUUCUGGUCUAGACCCUUCUGGUCUUCACCUGCCCUUAUGCUCUCUCUUCAGGUUUUAAUGAGGGAAUAUUAUGAUUCUAUUUCAUCAAGUAGCAGAAAUGCUCUUUAGGUACUAGAACUCUCAAGUUUUCUCUAGGGUAAUCUGUAUGUAACAACUUUGGCUGCAUUUAAAUAAGACGUGUACAACUUUAUUCAGACUAGGGGCCAUGCUUAGCAUUUGAGUAUGGCCUGUGGGUUUCAUCCUUCCCUCAUGUAGGGCAAAAAGUGCAUGGGAUCCACAAAGAAACUCAAAUUGUUUGUAGGUUCAUGUCAAUUUAUUAUCAAUAAGAUUAUAUUAUAUUAAUUCGAUCCAGCUAAUAUCCUUACUCUCCAUGUAUUAAACAAUUUUCCAUAAAAUUACAGUUUGGUGGCAAUUAUGGGAGUGUCUCUAUAGGCCACACUCAAGAAUGUACCGAUUCAGUUAUGCAACUCUGAUUUAAGUAAUUAUUUCAACUGAAAUCAUAAAUAUCGGUUUCUGCUCUUAGCAGUCAGGAGUCGUCAACUUUUAUCCUAACAGAGUUUUAAAAUUUUUAACUGCAGCUGGGCAGACAGAAAUGUAGCAGGUCAGCCUUUCCAAUCCAAGCUUAUCUUCACAGGCUGCCAAUCAAGACAGAGGUGCCCUUCCAGGGAAAGAAAAAAAAAGGCAAUCCUUAUCAAUAGCUGCCAGUAGUUAUUUCUAAAUCCCAUUUUCCUUCUUCCAAGGUAGUACUAGUUUCAUUUCCAGCUGGAGAAUGCAUGCAAGACAGAAACAGCAGUGUGGUCUUUGAAAUAGAGAUGCUUCCAGUUGUGACCCUGCAUAAAAACCCUUCUGUGAUGCACAGAGCUUUCCCAAAGAUAUCCACCUCUUGGCUGUCCACUUUAACCACAAAGGGAUGCAGCUUUAGGGAUGGUGAUUCCAAAUUGCAUGAGAGAAGGUGCCUCUGCUCAUUUGAUUUUAAGUAAAGCAAUGUCACAUUUAAGUCUUAAACUAGUCUGCCAUACCAAGGAUGUUGCUCUUCAAGAUGGAAAUGCCUAGCAGAAACUACUUGCAGCAAAUGUAUUGCCAAAUAUAAUAAACAGCUUCAACAGGACAAAACAGAUGUACUGGUGUCCUUUUGUUAGAUCUUUGUAUGCACUUCACCAUUUGUUCACUGUUCAUCAGUUGAUGUGUUCUCCCAGAAGUCAAUAGGUGACCUGAAUAGAUCAGAAUUAUAGAAUCCUUGGUUCAAAUCUAUCCAUAGCCAACUGACUGGAUCAUUAUGAGGAUUUUUAAAAAGGGAGGGUAGGGAGGAAUACAUGUUCUCCUAGGUGCCCGAAGCAAAACGUGGAGAAAACGCAGUAAUGAAUUAGAAGAAUGGGAAUAAAA